Molecule: messenger RNA, 408 nt
Organism: Rotaria sp. Silwood1
Lineage: Eukaryota; Metazoa; Rotifera; Eurotatoria; Philodinida; Philodinidae
Source: the annotation of a GenBank genome assembly
AUGUAUUGCCGUAUUACGUAUCGAACUCCAUCGGCAUUAAUACAGCAUCUAGAUGCACAUUCACAAGCAACUCCAAACAAGAGAAUUCCUGAAUAUGUUCGUAAUGUUACAGUAACAAUGAGAUUAAAGUUAAUUACAACAUCAAUGGCUAAAAUAAAUUGCAUUUGGCAUUUUAAAUUUUUGCUUUUACAAUUAGCAACAUUUAUUGAAUAUAUUCUAAAUGAAUCGAAUCCAAAUGCAUUAUUCCAUGCAUUAGGAGAUUCUUUUUCAAAAGUUUACGAUCUACGGUAUUUUGUAUUUGACCAUGGUAUUGGUGUUGGUUCAUAUGAAUUAGUGAAACGAUAUAUACAAGAUAUUCCACCAUGUAACGGUUUUGAAUCGUUGGGCUGGAAUGUUUCUUCAUCUUAA